Messenger RNA from Protopterus annectens (West African lungfish), 2379 nucleotides. RefSeq names its product extracellular calcium-sensing receptor-like. The coding region runs from base 1 to 2379 and encodes 792 amino acids. Gene Ontology annotation, biological process: G protein-coupled receptor signaling pathway. The record is from RefSeq and is a predicted model, not a curated record. Gene Ontology annotation, molecular function: G protein-coupled receptor activity. NCBI's taxonomy places the organism in Eukaryota, Metazoa, Chordata, Ceratodontiformes, Protopteridae. The transcript is spliced from 5 exons. Gene Ontology annotation, cellular component: membrane.
AUGGUUCUAGUCACAGUAUUUGCCAUAAAUGAGAUCAACAGAAACCAAGAACUUCUUCCAAAUAUCACUUUGGGGUUCAAAAUAUAUGAUUCCUGCUAUUCAGAAGUGAAAGCACUAGAAGGCAUCUUGUGGCUGCUGUCAAGAAAGUCAGAGCCGGUACCAAAUUACAGCUGUCAAUCAAACACAAGGCUGGCUGCAGUGCUUGGGGAAGCAGCUUCAGGAUCCUCCCUUCCUAUGGCUCGAAUUCUAGGGAUCUAUAGGUACCCACAGAUUAGCUAUGGCUCAGUAGUUUAUCGUCUGAGUGACAAAAGAGAGUUUCCAUCUUUUCUGCGGACUGUACCAAAUGACAAUGACCAUGCCAAUAGCCUUUCCAAGAUGCUGAUGCACUUUGGAUGGACAUGGACAGGAGUAAUAGCUUCUGAUAAUGACUAUGGGUCAUUGGGGGCACAAGCCCUGAAAAAAGAGCUCACAAAAAUUGGAGGUUGCAUUGACUUUUUGGAGCUUAUCCCUCUGCAAAACUACACGGAAAAGAUCCUCUCCAUUGUGGAAGUAAUCAAGCAGUCAACAGUGAAAGUGAUUGUGCUGUAUUCCAGUAUGCCACAGCUAAUUCCUUUGAUGGAAGAAGUUUCAUUCCAGAAUAUGACAGGGAGAGUGUGGAUAGACAGCACAACAUGGACAAUUUCACCAAUCUUUUUCCGUAAAGAAAUAUGGACAACAUUAAAUGGUACUGUUGGCUUGGCAAUCCAUAAAGGUGACAUCCCUGGAUUUAGAGACUUUCUUUAUAGCAUUCAUCCUUCUAUAUCAAAAGAUGAUAUUUUCAUCACAUGGUUCUGGGAAGCAGUUUUUCACUGCUGGUGGCCUACCUCUAGUAUGCAAACAAUACAGCCAAAUGCAUCAAACCAAGAGCUUCCCAUGUGCACAGGGAGAGAGAAGUUAAGGGAGUUGGAUACCUCAGUAUUUGAUGUGUACAACUUCAGGCUAAGCUACAGUACCUACAAUGCAGUGUAUGCCUUGGCUCAUUCCCUGAGUAAUCUAUUAUCAUGCAUUUCUGGAAGUGGUCCCUUCAGUAAUACAACUUGUGCAGAUAUUUACAGUUUUCAACCAUACCAACUUCUUCACUAUGUGAAAAAUAUUAACUUCAGGAAUAAUGUGGGGGAGGAUGUAUUCUUUGAUAAAAAUGGUGAUCCCCCAGGAUUCUACGACAUCUUGAACUGGCAGUUAUAUGAAAAUGGUUCCAACAGUUAUGUGAAAGUUGGGAGAGUAGACCCCCAUCCAAUCAAAGGUCAACAAGUCUUUAUUGAUGAGGCCCUUAUUCACUGGGGAGGAGGCUUCACAACAGUUCCGUCAUCCAUAUGCACAGAAAGCUGCACUACAGGGUACAGAAAAGCCACACAGCAAGGCAAACAAAUUUGUUGUUUUGACUGUAUUCCAUGUUCAAAGGGGAAGAUCGCAAACCAUACAGAUACUACAGAUUGUAUUGAAUGCCCACAUGACCACUGGCCUAAUGAGAAACGAGACAAGUGUCUUCCAAAAGUCAUUGAAUUUCUAUCCUAUGAAGAACCACUGGGCAUUGCUUUGGCAGCCAUUACAGUUCUGUUUGCCUCCAUCACAUCGUGUAUUGCUUUCAUCUUUGUGAAGUAUCGUGACACUCCAAUUGUUAGAGCCAAUAAUCGGGAACUCAGCUACCUUCUCCUGCUGUCCCUUCUCUUCUGUUUCAUGUGCUCCUUGAUAUUCAUUGGUCAGCCAAUGAAGACAACAUGCAUGUUACGACAAACAGCCUUUGGCAUCAUAUUUUCUGUCUGUAUCUCUUGCAUCACAGCAAAGACUGUCACUGUAGUUAUUGCUUUCAAUGCCACCAAUCCCAACAGCAAACUGAGAAAAUGGGUGGGGUCUAAGACACCAAGCAUUAUUGUCAUAUUCUGUACAAUUGUUCAAGUUGUUCUGUGCAUUGCUUGGUUAAUCCUAUCCCCACCAUUCCCAGACAACAAUAUGACAUCACAAGAUGGCAAGAUCAUUAUUGAAUGUAAUGAAGGGUCUAUCAUCACUUUUUAUUGCAUGCUAGGAUAUAUGGGAUUUCUAGCCACUGUGAGCUUUUUAGUAGCAUUUCUAGCUAGAACACUCCCUGACAGUUUUAAUGAGGCAAAAUUUAUCACUUUCAGCAUGCUUGUGUUUGCUAGUGUCUGGAUCUCCUUUAUUCCUGCUUAUUUAAGUACACGAGGAAAGUAUAUGGUUGCUGUUGAAAUCUUUGCUAUUUUGUCAUCAAGUGUUGGACUACUAGGCUGCAUUUUCUUUCCUAAAUGCUACAUUAUUUUGCUGAAGCCAGAACUGAAUACCAAAGAAAAUUUAAUAGGGAAGGCAAACUUUACCCACAAAAAAUGA